Molecule: messenger RNA, 3101 nt
Organism: Anarrhichthys ocellatus (wolf-eel)
Lineage: Eukaryota; Metazoa; Chordata; Actinopteri; Perciformes; Anarhichadidae
Product: serine/threonine-protein phosphatase 4 regulatory subunit 4-like
Exons: 21
Cellular component (GO): cytosol; protein serine/threonine phosphatase complex
Molecular function (GO): protein binding; protein phosphatase regulator activity
Source: RefSeq, a predicted model, not a curated record
UGGUGAGCAACGCCUGGUUGGAGACCCUGCUGUCGGCCAUCAACGCUCUACCCAAAGAGACCAUCAAACAGGAGGUGCUGAACCCUCUCCUUUAUCAGUCUCAGCUGUCUCACUCUCUUCAGGCUCGUCUGGCUAGCUGUCGAAUUUUAGGGAAAGUCGCCUGCAAGUUCGACCCUCACAUAGUGAAGAAGGACCUGCUGCCUCUGGUCCGGUCUCUGUGUCAGGAUGUGGAGUUGGAGGUCCGGGCCUGUAUGUGCCGUCAGCUGGAGAACAUCUCCAGAGCGUCGGGGGUGGACGACACCAGGACCGAGCUGCUUCCUGAACUGGUGGAGCUCGCCAGAGACGAGGAGAGCAGUGUCCGCCUCGCCGCCUUCGACACCAUCAUCAACCUGAUGGAGAUGAUGGACGGUGAUGACAGACUGCAUGUCGUGGUUCCCAUGGUGAUGUCCGUGUGCGAGGCAUCGCAGGCGGACGAAGCCGUCGUGGCGUCUUUGUCGUUCCAGUUUGGGAAAGUCUGCAGCGAACUGGCAGGCUCCCUGUCAGACGAGGAGAAGGGCCGGUUGCUGCAGAGGUUUAAGGUUCUGUGUGUCGCUGGGUUGCAGACUGAAGGAAACCAGACUGACUGCAAUGAGUCAACACUGAUCCGUUGCAACUGUUGCUACAACCUGCCGGCCAUGGUGGUGUUUGCUGACUCAACUCACUUCCUGUCAGAGCUCUACCCGUCUUUCUCCGGUCUUUGCUGUGACCCGCAAGUCAGCGUUCGACGAAGUGCUGCAGCCAGUUUCCACCAGGUGGUGAAGCUGCUGGGUUCAAACGUCCAGCUGGUCCACAAAGAGCUGCUGGCUCUGCUGCAGGAUGAAGCUCUGGAGGUGUUGGACGCUCUCAUGAAUCACCUGGAGGAAACUCUGGAGGCGGUUCUGACCAGAGGAGAGAACCUGGUGCUGGACAACAAGUUCCCGGAGCUGCUGUCGGCUCUGCUGUCGGUGGAGCAGAAGGUCGGAUGUUCUCUGCGUUGGCGGCUGCAUGAGAAGCUGCUGCAGCGUUACAGCUGUCUGGCCCGACUUCUGCCUGGAGAAGUGCUGCACCAGAACUUCUCCCCCCGCAUCUUCACCAUCCUCACCACUAAUAAGGUGUUGCCGGUUCAAAGAGAGGCAGCUCGGACGUUCUGCACAUUUCUGCGUUACAACCGCAAACACGAGCAGCGUCAAGAGAUGAUGGAGCGACUGAUCCAAGAUCUGGCUCAGGGGCGGAGCUACUGGAACCGCUUGAGGUUCCUCGAUGUUUGUGAAACGGCCUCUGAGAUUUUCUCCAGAAAAUACUUUAACAAAUACUUCCUGGUUCCAGCGCUGGAGCUGGUCCACGACCCCGUGGCCAACGUCAGGUACAAGCUGUGCCAGUUGUUGCCCAGAUUGCGUUCAUCGCUCCGUCUGCCGGCCGACAAACAGCUGCUGCAGCAGCUCGACUUCUGCGUCCAGAAACUCCUCUGCAGAGAAAAAGACAAGGACGUGGUGGCCACGAUCCGCAAGACAGUCCUGGAACUGGACAAACUGGACCUGGCAGAGCCUUUUCACAAGAGGCAGGAGAGGGAUUUACUGGACCAGAAGAAGGAGAAGGAAGAGAAUCUGCUGCUGGAGAUGGAGCAGCUGGAGCGCCAGCAGAGUGAAGGAAAGCUGAACUCUGAGAAACAUACAGAGAGGAAACGAAGAGACAGUAAAACCAGUCUAUCUGCCAUCAAAUCCAUGUCUGUGUCUUCGUCUGGAAACACCUUGUCGUCCUCCGGUAAAGAGAUGAGGAAGGCUAAACUGUCGAGGAGUCGAUCUCUCAGCAGUCAGCCGACGACGUCCAAACCUGCCAACUCAGACCGACCUCUGAAAGUGAAGGAGAUGAGCAGCAUGUCUGGACCCGGGAAGUCCUCCAUGUCACUGAGCAAAGAUGACCCCUUGAGGACUGCCCAUUUCUCUACCGCGACCCAGUCCACCUCCUCCAUGCCAGUCCUGAUCCGCAGUAACACCACCAGCCUCCUGGAGAGGGCCAGUACCCUGGACCACAGGACCAGCAGCCUAGAUCAGAGAGAUCAUAGAACCAGUACCCUGGACCACAGGACCAGCAGCCUAGAUCAGAGAGAUCAUAGAACCAGUACUCUGGACCACAGAACCUGUAACAUGGACCACAGGAACAAUAUGAUGGAGCAGAGAACAGGUACAAUGGACCAUAGAACCACUACCAUUGAUCAGAGAGAACACAGAACCAGUACCUUGGACCAUAGAACCAUUGACCAGAGAGACCACAGGACCAGUACCCUGGACCAUAGAGACCAUAGGAUCAGUACCAUGGACCAGCGCAGUAAAACAAUGGACCGGGGUUGUGGGGUGAAGGACAGCCAGUCCAGAAAGCUGUCAAUAAACAGGAAGUCAAACUCUUUCAGCGUCCAGUCAGGAAGAGACUGAAGAUGAUGAUGUCAUCGUACCGCCACCAGGCCACGAGCCAAUCAGCAGUCAGGGUUCACAAGUUUAAAGACGAGUAAAGGCUUACCCAGAAUGCAACAGGACGUCUGAUCUACUGAGCACUGUGUAUUCUAAUGAUCUCAUCCUGUCUCCUGAUUGGUUCAGUAAACACAUACAAACUUGUGUUCUUAUUGGUUCGUGUUCCACAUGCUGACACGCGAUUGGUCGGAUGAAUGUUCUCUGGCUCCAUAUAACUGUGUUGAUUGUUUUUUGGAACAUGUGAUGUCACUGUGCUGUUUGAUGACAUCAGGUGUUGUGUGACAAAAUACAGAAGUUAAUUUUAAUGUUUAAUGUUUUACACUUAUUUAAAUAAGUACAGGAUGUUUUCACACAUGCGAACAGUACAAAUGCUAUGAUAGCGGUUGUCAUGCUAACUAAACAAAGUCAUCAGUUUAUCAUUAGUUAUUAGUCUUUAAGUGCAUUUGAAUGGUUUAAAUCAAACCCAGUUACACCAGUAACUCUAGUGUCUCCACCAUCACAACAUUGACCACAAAUAGACCCUUUUACAGAGUUACAAGCUUUAAACACUGAAUUAAAACUCUUUCCAACAUCUAAACGUCUGUUUCAUGUUCUCAUGUCACAACCCGGUGUUUCACU